Molecule: messenger RNA, 615 nt
Organism: Seminavis robusta
Lineage: Eukaryota; Bacillariophyta; Bacillariophyceae; Naviculales; Naviculaceae
Source: the annotation of a GenBank genome assembly
AUGGUCCAGAAAAAAGUGAGCUUUGCCGUCAGGCCAAAGCUGCACAUGUACUACACGGAACCCAGCGAUACAAAGCGACGGCGAAAGCGGUUCAAGGAAACAGUUGAGACAGAAGAGUGGAUCAAAACUUACUCAAUUCUACUUGAAGGAUGCUAUCGGAAGCCAGUCCAGGAAAAGCUUGAUGCCUUUGUUAUCUUAUCUGACAAAGACUACAUCCGAGGAAAGGAGUGUAUCAUCUGCAAGGACUUUGCCCAAGAGAGAGCAGAACUGCGCUUGAAAGUAGUUCAAUCUGUUAUCGCACGAGAAAUGUCAUUGAAGAUUGAUACUUCCAAAACGCUGGAUGAUAUUGCAGACGAGCUGUGUGCUGUUUCACAAAAGCAUAGCUGCUGCGCAAGAACAUUUGCACGGCACAUGGGAAAGGCGGACGAACUGGCUGCAAGAGUGGGCGAGGACAACGAUACGGCGAUGCGUCUGAUCUACAGACUACAUGGACAAAGCAUGAAGUCCUUGUCGGCAACUCUGGCGUAUGUUGGACAUGAUUAUGUUGUGCCGGGUGUAUGUCAGUUUGCACACCUAUGCUGGCGGUCAGGCAUUCUUUGUUCCGGUGUUGUAUAG